This is a messenger RNA of Psilocybe cubensis, 783 nucleotides long. RefSeq lists its product as uncharacterized. NCBI's taxonomy places the organism in Eukaryota, Fungi, Basidiomycota, Agaricomycetes, Agaricales, Agrocybaceae. The record is from RefSeq and is a predicted model, not a curated record. The coding region runs from base 1 to 783 and encodes 260 amino acids. The transcript has 8 exons.
AUGUCGUCCAACUCGAAACCAGAGGUUUCUCCUCUCGCACCUCCUCAACCCGCUCGGCCCAACAACACCAACCUCGCUCAUCUCAAUCCUCUUCCACCCUCUGUGUUCACCUUGCCACAAACAGCUCAACUUGAGGCUCUGUACACAAUCAUCAGGGACAAGGAGACCUCUCGAGGAGACUUUCUUUUCUAUUCGGAUAGAAUCAUUCGACUGCUUGUUGAGGAGGGUUUGAACCAUCUACCUGUCGUGGCACGAACGGUGGAAACGCCCACUGGUGCCGUCUAUAAUGGUGUCGGUUUCGAAGGCAAGAUUUGUGGAGUGUCAAUCUUGCGUGCUGGGGAGGCGAUGGAGGCUGGUCUGCGGGAGGUAUGCAGGAGUGUCAGAAUCGGCAAGAUCUUGAUCCAACGUGAUGAGGAGACUACACUUCCAAAGCUUUUCUACUCGAAGUUUCCUCAAGAUAUUGCGUCGCGUUAUGUGCUGUUACUCGAUCCUAUGCUGGGUAAAUUAUCAAUUUCUCAAAUGUUUCGUCAACAAGCUGACGCAUUCUCUGUAGCAACGGGAGGCUCAGCCAUGAAAGCCGUGGAGGUAUUGAUGGAGCACGGCGUGCCCGAGGAACGGAUCAUCUUCAUCAACCUGAUUGCUGCACCCGAGGGACUAACUACGUUCUGUUCUCGAUUCCCAUCGUUGAAAGUGAUUACAGGAUGGAUUGAUCAGGGUCUCAAUGAUAAAGCUUAUAUUAUUCCUGGACUGGGAGACUUCGGUGAACGCAGAUACUGCACAUAA